UGUUUAAACCCCACGGAGAUGAAUAGGUUUCAAAAUCGCCAUUUGUAUAUCUGUAUGGAAGAAGGGAAACGACAAUUCAAACUCAAACCCCGCAUACAAUUGCACCUUAAUUCAUUAUCCACCCACCAAUUUUAUUUUAAUUUAAUAAAAUUUGUUCUUCUCAUUGAUGGCCUUGGCUUCCUCAUAACGGAGGAGGGAUCCCUGUAUUGCUUGCUGCUUUGGGAAAUUAGGCUAAAAAAUAAGUCCUCCGACGUUCCUCUGCGCCUCAUGGGCGGAAAUUUGGCGGGAAAUAAGGUGAAACAAGUGGCCUUAAGAGGGACGCAUAUCUUGACCUUGACGGAGAGCGGGAACGUGUAUCACAAUCACAUUCACAACAUUCGAGACUCAAAUUUGAUCCCCAAGAACAACUUUGAUUCCCAGGAAGUCAUCUCGAUCGCCUGCACUGCAGACGGCUUGGACGUCGCUCUUACAUCGAACGGAGAGUUAUUCCAAUGGGGACAGGACAAGUUGCCGAAAAAAGUGAUCUUUAAAAAUACAGCCGAGUUUAAAAAGGUAAGCUGGAUUAGAUAAGGGACAAAUUGGACACUUUGCAAAUUUACUGCUUGUUUUCUC
Molecule: messenger RNA, 612 nt
Organism: Folsomia candida
Lineage: Eukaryota; Metazoa; Arthropoda; Collembola; Entomobryomorpha; Isotomidae
Exons: 2
Coding region: 19-570 (183 amino acids)
Source: RefSeq, a predicted model, not a curated record